Molecule: messenger RNA, 3143 nt
Organism: Tinamus guttatus (white-throated tinamou)
Lineage: Eukaryota; Metazoa; Chordata; Aves; Tinamiformes; Tinamidae
Source: RefSeq, a predicted model, not a curated record
AUGCGGGAUGAACCUGUGUCACAUCGGAGCCCGUCCACGAGCGCCUCGUGGAGAUGCAGACCCGAUGAACCCUUGAUUUGCCAGGGUCUUGGGAACUCCCAGAGGGAAUAUGAAAGGCAGGUUGUGCUCUAUAGCAUCCGCAAUCAGCUCCGAUACCGGAAUAACUUAGUUAAGCAUGUCAAGAAAGAUGAGCGCAAAUACUAUGAGGAUCUGUUGAAAUACAGUCGAGACCAUCUCAUGUUAUACCCCUAUCAUUUGUCUGACAUCAUGGUAAAAGGCCUGAGGAUGACACCGUUUUCAUACUACACAGGCAUAAUGGAGGAUAUAAUGAACAGUGAAAAAAGCUAUGAUUCAUUACCCAACUUUACUGCUGCUGAUUGUUUGAGACUUCUUGGUAUAGGAAGAAAUCAGUAUAUAGAUCUAAUGAACCAAUGUAGGUCUUCAAAAAAAUUUUUCAGAAGGAAAACUGCUCGUGAUCUGUUACCUGUGAAACCUGUGGAGAUUGCCAUAGAAGCUUGGUGGGUUGUGCAGUCUGGCUACAUCACGGAGGAUGAUAUCAAGAUUUGUACCACAUCUGAGAAAUCUGCUGUUGAUAAGAUAAUUGAUUCAGGUCCUCAGCUUGCUGGUUCACUAGACUUCAGUGUAGUUCACAGCUUGUAUAACAAAGGAUUUAUUUACCUCGAUGUACCAAUAUCUGAUGACAGCUGUAUAGCAGUGCCACCACUUGAAGGUUUUGUGAUGAACAGAGUGCAAGGUGAUUACUUUGAAACUCUCCUCUACAAGAUAUUUGUUUCAAUAGAUGAGCACACUAAUGUGGCAGAGCUUGCAAAUGUUCUAGAGAUUGACUUAUCUUUAGUAAAGAAUGCUGUGUCCAUGUAUUGUCGAUUAGGCUUUGCACAUAAAAAAGGCCAGGUAAUAAACCUGGAUAAUCUUCAUCCGUCGUGGAAGAACGUUCCUUCGGUAAACAGACUGAAAUUAGCUGACACAGCCAGCGUGAGCAGCCUGAAUCUGUCUAGUGGGCACCCAAAGCGUAUUGCCUUCCUCUUCGAUUCCACUCUCACUGCCUUUUUAAUGAUGGGAAAUCUUUCACCAAACUUGAAAAGUCAUGCAGUCACCAUGUUCGAAGUUGGGAAGCUCUCAGAUGAGUCUCUUGACAGCUUCUUGGUAGAGCUGGAAAAGGUUCAAAGCACAGGUGAAGGGGAAGCCCAGCGGUACUUCGACCAUGCGCUUACGCUGAGGAACACGAUCCUGUUUCUGCGACAUAAUAAAGACCUAGGGGCACAAGCUGUGCAGCCUGAGCAACCAAGUAAUGGCUUUCCUUUGGAUCUCUUACGAUGUGAGAGCUUGCUCGGCUUGGAUCCAGCUACCUGCAGUAGAGUUCUCAACAAAAAUUAUACUCUGCUGGUGUCCAUGGCACCACUCACCAAUGAAAUCCGACCUAUCAGCAGCUGCACACCCCAGCACAUUGGACCUGCAAUCCCCGAAGUCAGCUCAGUUUGGUUCAAACUGUAUAUUUACCAUAUAACUGGACAAGGACCACCCUCUCUCUUGCUCUCUAAAGGAACCCGUCUUCGAAAACUCCCAGAAAUUUUUCAGGGGUAUGAUCGCUUGCUAAUAACGUCUUGGGGUCAUGACCCGGGAGUGGUUCCUACUUCGAACGUGCUCACGAUGUUGAAUGAUGCUUUAACACAUUCUGCUGUUCUAAUUCAGGGACAUGGAAUGCACGGAAUGGGGGAAAUCAUGCACAUACCUUUUCCAUUUGAUGAAGCUGAGCAGCAGGGAGACUUCUCUCGUGGGAACAUGGGCAUUCAUACAGCUUUGAGAAUAUUGCGAAACAAAGUGGAUUUGCAGCAUUUUUGUGGCUAUGUCACUAUGUUGAACCCUACAAGUCGACAGGCUAACAGAAAGCUGAGUGAUUCUUCUGAUGGAAGAGGAGAGGCUGAGCUAGCAUCAGGAUCUGAUGUAAAUGGGAGUACAGAAUCAUUUGAGAUGGUAAUAGAAGACACUUCAAUGGAUUCUGCAGUCAAGCAAAGCCCCGACGUACCCACAACAGAACUGGAAUGGGUUCCCCUGGAAUUAUGCUUUGGCAUUCCACUCUUCAGCUCUGAGCUGAAUCAGAAAGUCUGCAGAAAAAUUGCCACUCAUGGAUUGUGUAGAAAAGAAAGCCUUCAAAAACUCUUACAUUCCAGUAGAAAGCUAUCUCUACAGGUCCUUAAUUUUGUUCAUUCAUUCCAGGAAGGUACUCCAACACUGGAUCAGUUUCCGGAUCCCAGCUCUUCAAGUUCACUUUUGCAGCCGACUUCUGCGGAUUUGGGUGUUCCCCUUCCUGCGAAGAAUCUCGUGUUCAGAGAAGGGGUAUUAUCCGAAUGGAAUGGACGGUCCCCUGCCUCAAUUUUUAUUUCGACCACGGCUAAGGAGCAGGUCAAAUAAAUAGGGAUUCUUGUGCGUUGAUCACUAAAUGCCUUUCUUCAGUUAAUUUAUAGUGCCAACCACUAAGAAGUGUACUGCUGCUGCAGCAUAAUCCAUGUGAAAGUAGUGUUACAAAAACGUCUUGUGUUGCAGUACUGGGGAAAUGCUAAACUGUCCAGAACAUGUUACUCAUUACUGCAUAUCUUGCUGCAACAGAGAGCUUUUUAGCUGUCAGCACUGUAUUUUUAUCUUGAGACAAUCUUUGUUUUAUAACUAAACACGCCCUUUCUAGGCUUUCUGAUUGUUAAAUUUCUAUGCCGUCACCACAAAAUUGCAAUAGUAGUUUUCUAUGUUCGUUACUCAGACAUAAAUUUUGUUUAGUUUUAUACUGUAUUACUGAAAAUCUUUCUGUAUGAAGGAAAGAGAUUUGGCUCUUCUGCUGAAAGCUCAGUGAUACCAACUAUUUAAAAAAAUGUAUCAUGAUGAUAUGGGGCAUUGAGAAUUGUUGAAUUAUGGAGUUCAGCUUAACAUUGAGGCCUUGACGAGUUAGCACAAUAGAAGGGAUUCCUUCCUUAUAGAAGGCCGAGUUGGUGCAGACUCGAUGUCCUGCUGACGACUUAAGGCCACUCUGAAAAGAGUGAUGCUGUUUCAUCUUUGGCACAAUUUAAUGGAAGUCUGGAAUUAUGAGAAGCUGAACUGUUUGGCUCUCUUCCUGAGGUUCUAUUUAAUAAUGG